This is a messenger RNA of Corylus avellana, 1396 nucleotides long. Its product is annotated as AGC (cAMP-dependent, cGMP-dependent and protein kinase C) kinase family protein. Gene Ontology annotation, biological process: protein phosphorylation. Gene Ontology annotation, molecular function: ATP binding; protein serine/threonine kinase activity. The record is from RefSeq and is a predicted model, not a curated record. NCBI's taxonomy places the organism in Eukaryota, Viridiplantae, Streptophyta, Magnoliopsida, Fagales, Betulaceae.
UUCCACAGCAAGAAACCCCCUAUUCAACCUAUAAAGCCCCACUUUUCCAAACGGAGAAAGCCAACCGAUUUUUCACGGGUUGCCCGCCACAGACGCCGACAUGAAACUCGACGAGGAGGACCGUGAAAUCCCGGCCCUAGAUUUCCAGAAUUUCAAAGUGAUCUCAGCCGUCGGCCGCGGCGCCAAAGGGGUGGUUUUUCUCGCGAAAGACGAAGUGUCCGACGAGUUCGUGGCUCUGAAGGUGAUCGCCAAGGCUCUGAUCGAGGGAAAGGGAAAGGCCGAUGGCGGCGAGUACAAGAGGAUUUUCUUCGAGCAGCAAGUGCUACGUCGUUUAAGCCAUCCGCUUUUGCCGAGAUUACGUGGAGUUUUGGCUACCGAAAAUGUUGUGGCCCACGCUAUUGAUUACUGCCCUGGUGGAAAUCUUCAUUCUCUGAGGAAAAGGCAGACCGAGAAAAUGUUCUCCGAUGACGUUAUUAGGUUUUACGCGGCGGAACUGGUUUUGGCGUUGGAGUAUUUGCACAGUUUUGGCAUAGUUUACAGAGAUUUGAAGCCGGAAAACGUUAUGAUUCAAGAAAACGGUCACAUAAUGCUCGUCGAUUUCGAUCUGUCCACGAGAUUAUCGCCAAAAAGUCCUCGAUCGACGCCGGAGUCCGACUUAGUCCCCAAAUCUAACUCGGUGAAGAAAAAGCGGUUGUCGCCAUUGCACCGGUUCUGUAACUCGGGCAUUUUGCCGGAAGACUCGAUUUCGCCGGGUAACUCGGUGAAGCCUGAGUCCGACCCUACGGAGAAGUGUAACUCGUUCGUCGGGACGGAGGAGUACGUCGCGCCGGAGAUCGUGUUAGGGAACGGCCACGAUUUCGCGGUGGACUGGUGGUCCCUCGGGGUUGUGCUGUACGAAAUGCUGUACGGAACGACGCCGUUUAGGGGGUCCAAUAGGAAGGAGACCUUUUAUCGGAUUUUAUCCAAGACCCCGGAGCUCACGGGGGAAACAACGCCGUUGAGAGACCUGAUUGCGAAGAUGUUGGAAAAGGACCCGGAGAAGCGAAUCGAACUGGAGGGAAUCAAGGGUCACGAUUUCUUUAGAGGGAUUGAGUGGGAUUACGUGUUGGGAAUCUCGCGGCCCCCGUUUGUUCCGCAAGAUGAAACUGGGGGCAUAGAGGGAAAUAAAAAUAUUGACGCGGAGUUGUUUGUCCAAAGCUUAGUUGGAAAUGGAGAAGCAGAUGUUGACAGAGUUGUUGAAAACAACAACAAUCACAAAACUACUGAAAUUGAUAAAUUUCUUAUUUUUUGAUUUUUUUUUUUUCAUUGUUUUAGUUUUAUGUUCGUUCAUUAUAUUUAUUUGAACAACAUGGAGCCGUAACUGAUAAAAUAAUAAGCAUUAAUGCAAUAUAUUACA